AGAAAACCACUAAACUGGAAACCACUGCCAUCGCUCAGUUUCCUUCACAGGAUACGAAGUCUGCGCAACGGCAAAAGUUUCCCACAUAAACGAACGAUUGAUCAAACUUUUGUUCCUUGAAAGAAGUAUUUCAUAAAAACAAAAUAAAAAACAAGAAAUGGAUUGCAAUGGAAACAUUGCGGAAAACCCUUUCCUCAAGCAGGACAAUGCAGCAAAGCGUUUGAUAAGAAGGCGUCCGAUUAUAAUCAGAGAUACCGACACCAAGAAAUCUGACACCGGCUUCAAGAUGAAAAGUUCGGAAGUUGGAGGGAACUUGGAGUCGCCGAAUAGUGAUCUUGAAUAUGGACCUGGCAUUGUUGAGAAGCUCCGAGCAAAAUUUUCAAAAAUGUCUGGUGCGCAAAAACAACAGAAUGUUUAUGCAAAUGUGCAGACUAAAAACUACAGUUCAUGCGAUGAUUUGUUAUCCGAAGCAGAUACUUUCCAGACCGUCUCCAAUAUUUCACACGCUCAGUCAGAACUGCAAAGGAGAACUUCUCGUUCUAUUAGUGACAUGUUAGAUAAUGAUGAAAUUGGAAAACCUCUUGCCAUUUCUCAAAAUGUAGAAUUGAAAGAAGAAGAAGAGACAAAGUCCAUCUCUCAACUCCGUCGUAGAUUCGAGAAAAAUGGAGAACAUGCUAAAAUGAGAUUUGCAAGAGAUCCAGCUCAACUCAUCUCCAGAUUCCAACCGGAUCAUCUGGAUCAGUGGAGAUCAAAUACCGAACUCAAUAAAACACCAGUUACUCAUACCACAAGUGCUUUCAUCGCUCAUUCAAAUAAACCAACACCGGUACUAAAACCAGUUGAAGUUCAAACCCAAACUCAACACAAGACUGCCAAUGUUUUGAAGGUCCUUAACGACGCGGACACCAACAAAUCUGAACCAGAAUUUGUACAAAUUGCACGACGCCUCCGUAGAUUCCAACCAGAAAUCCAUGAUACGUUUGCCAACGUGACAAAUGUAUCAAGCAACACAAAUGUUACUACUACUACUACUACUAUUAAUAAUAAUAAUAAUAAUAAUAUUCACAUCAAUAGUUCCUAUUCAUUGAAAGCAACAACUCUGCCUCCCACGCCGACUCACGCGGCUCCAGUGCGUCCUGCCACACUCUCAAUGUGGCAACGUAAACAACCAGAUAUCCCUCAAUAUUCCGAAGCAGCUAAAAUAAUCAGAGAGACGUGUGACAUUGCAGUUUUGCCAUCUGAUCCCCAUUCUGCAAGAGUCUCCAUACAACCAAUUCCAUCAAUUAUAAGUGAAAACAGCAGCCGUUCGACGACUCCUGUCAAGGCAAGCCCCCCACCAGAGGAGCCAAAGCCGAAUGUGUUAGAAACGUACGCGCAAUACAGGAAAACUGUUGUUGAUAUAUCAUCUACCGAUAGAACAUCAGCUGUGAAUAGUGUCUUCAAGUACGACAAUUUAUCGCCAGCUGUCAAGAGUCCAAUAAGUAGCAAUCUUUGGAAACCAACUAUAAAUAGUCCAACAAUGUCUACCACCGAAUCAACCAUCUCGCCUGUAGCCUCCUCACCAACUGCUUCAAAACUUCCGUUCGUUUCGCGCAAAGUGGAUGACGUCGGCGCCAAGUCGAUGAUCACUUCUUCAAAUGUGGUGUCCAUAUCCGUCAAAGCUCCUGUAUCCAACCGGAUUUACUCAAACUACGACAAAACGGAUGAGACAACAACCGAUUCGAUGCGAUCUACAGCGCCACUGAAACCACCAAUAACUUAUUCGCCGUCUUACACAUCAACUUCACUAAACUCAGUUUCACUCUCUUCUAAAUACGUCGAAGAAAAGUCGAAAACUUCACAGGGAUCCACAGCGCCGGUGGUGCCGUCAAACUCGCUGUCCGGCCUUCUUUCUCCACGUGAGAAACCGUACGGAGAUGACGUGACGAUUUUAAAAUCGGAGCCCACUAAUGAGACCCAAAAGCUUGCAGAACCUUCCGCCACUAACAUUGUUAAUCAACAGGAUGAAUCGGAUGACAAUUCCGACGGCGACAGUCGCGAUGGUAACGACUCAUAUGACAUCACGCCAAUGCGUCCAAACUCUCUUGUGUUCACCCGCCUAGCGAACGAAGAAGAAAUGGGAGGUGAUGGAAAUGUGAUCAGUCGCAGCCUUCUGUCCUUGGUGGCCGAAGAAGAUUUGCCAGACUUUCUCGUUGCUCUCAACGAGAAGCCCAUUCGAUAUGUAGUUGUUGAAGAAUCAGAAAAGCCGAGUACUUCCAGCAUACUCAGAUCGAGAGAUGCUAGAAAGGAAGAAAAGGUUCAGAAGGGUUCCACGCGAAUCAGAUUCUGUACAGACAACGCUAUGGCUUAUGCGUAUUUGGAUGAAAUUACAGCAACACGAUCAUUACAGUGGGAUGAUGGAACUGUCAUCGAGUACUCAUACUUUAAAGACUUAGAAGCUGCGGAGGAAGCCGCCAUGGCACAUAAUGACCCGACAUUGGCGUUGAUUGAACAAUGGGAGCAACAAAUCGCAAACGAUAAUAUCCACCCAUUGACACACGAUUUGACUUUCUCGGAUAGUUGUCUAGAAACAUCUGCUGUGAGCUCUGCAUACUGAUGCACUCGGAUCUCAUCGUUUUAAUUAAAUGUCAUCAAUGUUCACACAUUUGUUUUUUCACCAAAAUUGAGACACUAUAUUUCAAUAUGCUCCCAAUUUACUUUUUCCUCCCUGUCCAAAAAUACUUUGUUAGGUCUUAUAAACCUUUUUCCCUUUCCUUUAAUUAUACUUUUUCCUUUGUUCCUGUCUCCUGUUGGAACGAUGUUCGAAGUUAUUUGAAUGAAAUGAUUGAACACCUUUAUCUUUAAAAUUAAAACUCAAAUAAAAAAGAAAUUCAAUA
Caenorhabditis elegans is the source of this 2876-nucleotide messenger RNA. RefSeq names its product PH domain-containing protein (gene F11D5.1). NCBI's taxonomy places the organism in Eukaryota, Metazoa, Nematoda, Chromadorea, Rhabditida, Rhabditidae. The record is from RefSeq and is marked reviewed. The transcript is spliced from 20 exons. Bases 158 to 2596 code for a protein of 812 amino acids.